Messenger RNA from Medioppia subpectinata, 1032 nucleotides. The record is from the annotation of a GenBank genome assembly. NCBI's taxonomy places the organism in Eukaryota, Metazoa, Arthropoda, Arachnida, Sarcoptiformes, Oppiidae.
GAUGGUUCAUCGGGCGCACCGGUUGGUAAGCACCAGGACCUACACCACCAGCACCACCACCACCAACAACAACAAAACCACCACCAUCAACAACAACACCAGCACCAGUAUCACCAUCACCAACAACAACAACAACAACAGUCGUCCCAUACCAACCAUCACCACAGUCUGUAUUCACUUGAAUCUCCCAACGCUAGCGCCAUCACCACAACCACCACAACACCCGGGGUUAGCCCCGGCAGCGGGGGCUCCCAUACCAUACCCCUAUCGAUCGUAACGGGCGGUCAAUCGCCAACCAAUCCGAGCACAACGACUGGUGGUGUCGGCCAACAGCCGCCCCAACACUUGCACACAUCUCACCCACACUUGUCCGCCACGUUAACCAAUGGCGGCAAUGCCGGUAGUGGUGGCCAACAGUCGCCCCAGAUUAGCACCGGUCGACCGAUUAAGCUGGAGUCGGCGAUGACCGGUGGCAACGCUACCUACUAUACGCCUAACGGCGCUCAUUACUCAACGCCCGAUCACAAAGAUAUACCAGUGGUGACCGCCGGCAUAGGCAUGGGUGGCGGCGCUGAGGACCUGUCCUAUCACACCAACGGUCUGACCAAUGGUGGCGUAAUUAAGCGCAAAAAGGGCCGCAAACCCAAGAACUUGGAGAAUAUCAAUGGAAACACAAACCAUUGUUCCACAGCCACCAAGAGGAAAAGUCGCGAAGGUUCGACGACGUAUUUGUGGGAAUUUUUAUUGAAGUUACUCCAGGAUAAGGAGUAUUGUCCGCGUUUUAUUAAAUGGACAAAUAGGGAAAAGGGUAUAUUUAAAUUGGUUGAUUCAAAGGCCGUCUCACGUCUAUGGGGUUUACAUAAAAACAAACCGGACAUGAAUUACGAAACUAUGGGUAGAGCACUCAGGUACUAUUAUCAACGGGGUAUUCUCGCUAAAGUGGACGGACAGCGAUUGGUCUAUCAGUUUGUCGACGUACCCAAAGAUAUCGUGGAAAUCAAUGUCGACUCUAAUAAUUGUUAUAAUAGUAAA